AUGCCCGAGGUUGAGGAAUACACAAUUUGUUGGAUCUGCGCUCUGAGCACAGAGCUCAUCGCAGCCAAAGCAUUCCUCGACGUUCUCCACGAUCCCGUUGAUAACGCAGCGAUCAAUGACGACAACAACUAUACACUCGGCAGCAUUGGCAAGCACAAUGUUGUCAUUGCAGUCUUGCCGUACGGCCAAUACGGUCUCGUCAAUGCCGCAGCCGCCUUGAAAGAUAUGACGAGGACGUUUUCCAAGAUGCGAGCUGUGCUCAUGGUCGGUAUCGGUGGCGGCGUCCCAGGCACUGAAGGUAUUCGUCUGGGUGACAUCGUUGUUGGUUCUGUAGGCCGAGGCAGCAGCGGCGUCAUUCAGUACGACUACGGAAGGGCAGUUCAAGGCAAGGGAUUGGAUGUUACUGGUCACUUGAACCAGCCGCCAAUGGCGUUCCUAACAGCUAUGAAUGCUUUGCACGCUACGUAUGACAUGGAAGGCCACAGCAUUGAGGACAACAUCGAAAAGGCACUCAAAAAAUAUAAGCGACUAGCCAAGAAGUACAAGAGGCCCGAAGCAUCCACAGACCGAUUGUACGAGGCAAAUUUCGUCCAUCAGGGACACGAUGGUAUAAGCUGCAGCCGGUCUUGCGGUGAUGGCAAUCUAGUGCAUCGAGACGAACGAGACGAGGACGAAAACAAUCCUGCUGUUCAUUACGGCCUGAUAGCAUCGGGAAACUCCCUGAUGAAGGACGCACUUCUACGUGAUAAGCUGGCAGCCAAGCAUGGUAUCUUGUGCUUUGAAAUGGAAGCUGCAGGGCUUAUGAAUCAUUUCCCAUGCGUGGUCAUUAGAGGGAUCUGUGACUAUUCUGAUACGCACAAGAACGACGAGUGGCAGGCGUACGCCGCCAUGGCUGCCGCCGCCUAUACUAAAGACUUACUGCUUCAGGUAGCUCCGAGCAGCGUACAGAGGGAGGAACGGAUUGAAACUCAUUUGAGGCACCGUGAGUAA
This is a messenger RNA of Fusarium musae, 990 nucleotides long. RefSeq lists its product as uncharacterized. Bases 1 to 990 code for a protein of 329 amino acids. Gene Ontology annotation, biological process: nucleoside metabolic process. Gene Ontology annotation, molecular function: catalytic activity. The transcript has a single exon. The record is from RefSeq and is a predicted model, not a curated record. Lineage: Eukaryota; Fungi; Ascomycota; Sordariomycetes; Hypocreales; Nectriaceae.